Molecule: messenger RNA, 9959 nt
Organism: Engraulis encrasicolus (European anchovy)
Lineage: Eukaryota; Metazoa; Chordata; Actinopteri; Clupeiformes; Engraulidae
Gene: arhgef5
Product: Rho guanine nucleotide exchange factor (GEF) 5
Exons: 15
Coding region: 223-6153 (1976 amino acids)
Biological process (GO): activation of GTPase activity; intracellular signal transduction
Cellular component (GO): cytoplasm; nucleus
Molecular function (GO): protein binding; guanyl-nucleotide exchange factor activity
Source: RefSeq, a predicted model, not a curated record
GAGAGAGAGAGAGAGAGAGAGAACAGUGGAUAGAGAGAGCUGUAUAGAGAGAGAGAGAGCACCAGACGGAGCGAGAGCUAUGUGGAAUGUGUGCGUGUUGUGCAAUUUCUGCUAGGCUCUGAGCACUGUCCAGUGACCGACCGGGGAGCCAGGCAGAGGUCGGGGAGAGAGAGACUGUGAUCUCUCCACACACCACUCAGGUUUAAGGGAAAGUAUGUAGCCAUGGAAACCCGACGCACCAACCUGAGUCAUGCGGACACUCUGCGAGUGGGCGCGCGGGGCGGCCGUGACAUAAGCCCCCUCUCCGGUCCGAGGAGAAGAGAGGAUGAGUGGAGGAGAGAGAGAAAUGAGGGGGGCAGGACGGGCGAAAGGCCACGGGACGGACGGGAGACGACGGACACCCGGGGCUGGAACAGAGAGAGGGAGCCGAGCUUCACCACCUUCAAGGGAAGAGAAGGAGAGACGGACAGAGGAGGCCAGAGGAGAGAGGGGCAGAAGCGCUCCAAUGGCAGAGUGGUGUCCAUGCUGGAGCAGGGCACCAUGAUGGAACGAGAGGGAGGAGAGCGGGGGAAAGGAGACACUUUCCCCAGGAUGAGAAAACCCAGCAGAGAAAAAGACAGUAGAGCCAACAUUAUUCCAGAGCACGAGAGGACAACCAGAGACAGAGAUCGAGACAGAGAGAGAGACGUCAGGGGGGCAGACAGAGCUCCCGUCCGACAAGGACGGAUGGAACCUAGAGACGACAGCCGAGAGAGAGACAGGGAGAUGGCUCGCAAAACGGACAAGGACACACAGCGCUACCGGGAGGACCAGAGGCGGCGGGAGCGAGACAGGGCGAAGCUGAUCGAGGACUGGAAGAGGAACGUGCAGAGGAGCCUGGAGAGGGAGGAGAGCAGGAGCGGGGGCAGGAGAGACCGUGACCCCAGCAGCCUGGACAGGAGGAGUUUCCGUAAAAAGGAGGUCAGAGGAGACCCUCGGGGGGGCCAGGAGGCAGGAGACCGAGAGAGGGGAAGACAGAGACAGAACGACAGACCCCCGAUACGAUUUUACUCUCCACAGAGACAAAGGCGGGCUGAGGAGGAGGAGGAGAGAGGAGUGGACAGAGGGCGAGGGAGGGACGGUAGGGAGUACCUGAGAGAGGGACAGAGGGACACGAGAAGCGAAGGAGGAGAAAGCGACGGCGGCAGGGGGAAAGUCAGAGCGAGGGAGGAAGUUUCAGAGAGGACACUUGGUCACAAGCACUGCAGGAGCGAGGGAGACAAUGAAGGACAAGAGAGACGAGACAACGUGAGACAGAGACAGAGGGACAGGGAGGAGGAUGAACAGUAUAGGCAGAGGGACAGAGAGAGAGAGCGUGACACCACUGGCAGGGACAGAGACGCUAGACGUUAUGACCAGGACAGGCAAAGAGAACGAGAGAGGAAGGAGUUUAGGGAUACACAACAGCAACCGAGGGGCAGAGAAAGAGACGACGAUAGAGGCAGGGACAGAGACCGAGACAGAGACCGAGAUCGAAACAGGGACAGGGGAGGUGAACGUCCAUACAUCAGAGAUGAUACUGGGCACCGUAGGGGGGAGGGAGAGCGAGAGCGUCACGGCAGCGCACAAACAUAUUCCGACAGAGAUAGAGGAGAUCAGAGAAGGCAGAGAGAGCGGGGAGGAAGGGGGCAGGAGAAUAGAGGAAGCCAAUCCCCAAGCAGCAGAGACCAGCAGAGCAGAUCACAGCCCAGAUCCCAAAGCAGCGGGGAUUGGAUGUCGGGCAGUGACCUGGAGGGCGAGCGCAGGAGAAGGGGAGCUUCAAGGGAGAGCUUAGACAGCAGAGAGGAGCUGGGGAGGGAGGAGAGCACACCCGAGAGAGAACGAGAGAGGAGGCUGAGACGCCACGGGACCCCCACAGCCCCUAGUCCAGUCCACGAAGACACCACUGCUUCAGGGUGUGAAGAACCGGCGGCCGUGCAAGGAGGGGUGGGGGCAAUCGUGGCCGGCCAUGCUGCCGCCGGACAGAGAGACAGAAGCGCCAGCGCCAGCACCUGCACCAGCACCAGCGAGAUGGGAGGCGAGCAAGAUCAGAGAGGAGGAGGAGGAGGAGGAGAGAAGCCGGGGAGCAGCAGGACCACAAGGAGGAUGUGGCUGGUGCCGGGCUCAGGGAGGUCAAGAAGCUCCAGGGAGUCCUCCCAAGACGAGGAGGUGGCGGAGAGGAGGCCAGGCGAGCCACAACACACCGUCCAAGAAGAGGAGGAGGAGGUAGAGGAGGUGGAGAGAAGGACAACAGAGGAGCGACACAGACACGGCAGAGAGACUGAGACUGAGGUGGCGGGUGGGAGUCGGGAGGAUAAGUACAGGAAGCUGGAGAGAGCUGGAGAGUUCGGGAGCCGGGAGGGCGACGACGAGGACGAGGGCAAGUCCGUGUCUGAUUCGGAGAGCCUGGGCGAGGUGGAGGCCUCUUGCAACAUGACGGAGGAGAGUCCCGGCGAAAUUGAGGACGGCGACAGCGUCGGCGACCGCCUGGGGAGCGAGGGAGCGCCGAGCGAUGAGGUCCUGGGAGUGUGGCGGACGUCACCCUCCAUCGAGGAUGGAUUUGUCACCGUCUCUAGUGGUGGGGAUGACGAAGAAGAGGAGGGGGAGGACAAAUUUGUGGACUGCAAAGAAUUCUUGGAUGCUAGUGGUGGCAAAGACGACAGCAUCCGGCACUCCCAGAGAAGUCAUGACAAGGACAGAUUCGUCGACGGUCGGCAUGAAAGCGGCAGGAAGUCAGACAAACAGAAGCCGUCCGGCAGCAAGCUUCCCAGAAAGGAGUCGCACAAGAGAGACUACCUUGACUUGGACAACUUGGAGUCCGUGCACAGGGAUCAGACUGAAUACUCUGACCUGGCGCUCAGUAACCGCAGGUCCCUUGAUCUCACCGGGGACUAUAAGCCCAGGAGGCAGCCGCCUCUGUCCACAGACCUGGUUCCAGAUAACGACAGGACCGCAGAUAAUGCGAUACCAAACCCAAGGAACACAGGAAGGGCGUCCGAGAGACAACAGGAAGUGACGUCAUCAACCUCAGAUAUUCCGAACCAAACCUCUUCUUCAGAAGCUAAUCCACACCCAUCUACUUCUGCUGCUUCUGUAAAGUAUGAUGCCUUCGGGUAUGCAGUCAUAGGGGGAGACAAGGGGCAAGAGCCCGAUAGUACCUCACAGCAACCUGCGAGCCAGCAGCAGCAGCAGCAGCAGCAGAAGGAGGUGGAGGUGGGGGAGGUGCGAGAUGAGGAGGUCCGCCCAGCUGCCACAGAGGAGAUCUGGUCCACUGCCGAGGAGCUGAAGCGCCACUCCCAGAUGCCCCACCUCAAGUGGGCCAAGAACGUGGUGCGGGAGAUCCUGGGCUCCUCCGAGGACCGCUCGCUAGACGACGCAAAGGCAGCACCCUCUGCCUCCGCCGCCGCCGACCAGAGCCAUACGGUGACGUCGACGUCAGCAUCGACAUCGGAGAGCACCGAGGGCCCACCCCCAGGGUCACCGCCGAUCUACGCCGUGGUCCAAAAGAGACCCAAGCAGCAGCAGGGUGAAGAAGAGGAGGAGCCACCAGCAGGGGACGAGACUGGGCACUGGGAGGAGUCGAGAGGAGGUAGUAGUAGUAGUUGUAGUGUGGGGCGCGCUGGGGAUCUAACACACACCGAUGACAUGCAUGCAGAGGGGGAGGGGGAGAGGGAGAGGGAGGGGGAGGGGGAGGGGGACGUGCAUGGGGAGGAGCAGACAGUCUUGCAUGAGGCUGGGGAGACGGGCGGGCAUGUGGAGCAGAAAAACUCACACACAGCCACUGACACAGAGACUGCUGACACUGACAUGCAAACGGGCGUGGGCAUAAAGAUACUUGUAGAAGGAGAAGGGGAGGCAGAGGUAGAGUCGGAGAUAGAGGAAGAGCAGGACGAGGAGGAGGAGGAGGAGGAGGAGGAAGAGGAAAGGUUGUCAGUACGGGGGUCAAACGCGAGCUCCGACGCGGAGGCAGAGCUCACUCCCCAGUCUAGAGACUCAUCUGUGGAGAGGGAGCCAGCAGCCGCAGGAGGUGAUGAAGGAGGUGAAGUUGAGGGGAAAUGGAAGGGUAAGGGGAAAGGUAAAGACGGGGAUGGGGAUGGGGAGGUGGUGAGGACCACCAAGAAGACCAAAUGCAUGCUGCUGAGCAGCACCAACAGCUUCCGAGACCAAGGCACCGAGGCGCGGCUAAGGAGGAGGGGGUUCCGCAAGACGGUGGAGAAAGGCAGACCAGAGGAGGUGGAGGAUGAGGAGGAGAAGGAGAAAGAGAAGGAGAAGGAGAAGGAGAAGGAGGGAGAAGGAGGAGCAGGGGCUAGAGACCGCAGAACCAGAAUAUUCCCCACCUCAGAAGAUGACAGCGAUGAUCUGCGUCUUAGCUGGAAUGAAGUGGAGCUAAGGAGAGUGGUGGAAUCCAUAGGGAGGACGAAGAAAAGGAACUCCAAAUUCUUCAACUCCCAGCUCUACCAGCAGUACAGCGAGGUGGUGCUGAACAGGGAAAUCCUUCGACAGGCACACUCGGACAGUCCCUUAGCCAACGAGGACUCUUCCUCUUCCUCCUGCCCCACCAACAGCACCUCUACCUCAUCAUCAUCAACAACACCAUCAUCAUCGUCAUCGUUAUCCUCCGCCUCCUCCUCUUCAUCUUCCUCCCUGGUGCCCGCCAACCCCAGCCCUGCCCAACGCCCCUUACCCCCGCUGCCUCCCCCCUCGCACCUGGCCCCCAUCCCCCACGCCUCGGGCUCCCUCUCUGGAAAGCCCUCCUCCUCCUCCUCUACCCUCCCCGUUCCCGCUCCCCCACCCGGCCGGCCACCCUCCCCACGCGUCUCCAUCUCCGCCGCAAGCCAGUCACUAUGGCAGGACCUGCCCACCGUCCGCAACAGCGUGGAGCUGGAGGACAUGACGGAGGACCAGCGCCGGCUGCAGGAGGUGCGUUUCGAGGUGGUGACGAGCGAGGCGUCCUACAGCAGGAGUCUGGACAUUGUGGUGGAGCAGUUUGUCAAGUCAAAGGAGCUGGGAGCGCUGCUUGCCACGCAGGACAGGAACUGGCUCUUCUCACGCCUGGCCGACGUCAGGGCCAUCAGCCACAGCUUCCUGACCAAGCUUGAGGAGCGCGUGGAGAAGGACACUCUGCACUUUGACGUGUGUGACAUCAUCACCCGGCACUGCCAGAUGUUCCGCAUGGUCUACGUGCCCUACCUCACCAACCAGUCCUACCAGGACAAGACAUACCAACGCCUCAUGGAUGAGAAUCCCCAGUUCAAGCGUUUGGUGGAGCAGCUGGAGCGCAGCCCGGUGUGCCAGAGGCUUCCUCUCCGCUCCUUCCUCAUCCUCCCCUUCCAGCGCAUCACACGGCUCAAACUACUGGUGCAGAAUAUUGCGAAAAGGACGGCCCCAAAGUCAGAGGACGAGGCCCAGGCUAUUAAAGCUAUGCAGCUCUUGGAGAAGAUGAUCCAAGAUAGUAAUGACAGCAUUACCCAGAUGAAGAGUAUUGAGUCACUGGUCUCCCUGAGUGCCAAGGUGGACUUUGAAUGCAAGACACUGCCCUUGAUCAGUCCGUCCAGGCGUAUGGUACGUGAGGGCUUGGUGACUGAGCUGAUGGAUUUCUCCAUGAAGGAGACGGAAAGGAGUGUCUACUUGCACCUAUUCAACGACCACCUCCUGCUUUCGCUGCCUAAAGAGGGCGGGCGGUUCACGGUGAUCGACCACUGUCCUGUUGGGGAGCUGAGGGCUGAGAACUGCCGAGUGAAGCUCCACUCGCUACAGAAGAACCUCUUCAGACUGUACCUGGCCCGCAAAUCAGUACUGCUCCGAACGGACACACUAAGCGACAAACUGCGCUGGAUCUCUGCUGUCUCCAGCCCCCACCCACAGAUUGACUUCACAGCUGCCCAGGAUUUCCCUCAGAUGCAGUGUAUUCGUGCCUAUGUUGCCCAUCAGCCUGACGAGCUCAGCCUGGAGAAAGCCGAUGUCCUUCUGGUCCACCAACACAGCAGCGAUGGAUGGGUGGAGGGUACGCGGAUGUCGGACCGGCACCGAGGCUGGUCCCCAGAGACGCACCUGGAGACCAUCACCAACGAGAAGGCACGGCAACGCAACCUCAUGGACGUCCACAAAAUCACCACGGCCACGGCGGCCCUUUGAGUGCCCUCUCAAACACACACACACACACACACACAUAUAGAUAUACAUAUAUCUGCAACCUCAUGGACAUACACAAGAUCAACUACGGUGGCCCUUCAAGUGUGCUCAAACACACACACACACACACACACACACACACACACACACACACACACACACACACACACACACACACACACACACACACACACACACACACACACACACACACACACACACAAACUCAGGAACACUGACUUCACCGCUGGACAUGCAAAUCCACAAGCACACAAGAACCCAUGAUCUUUUGGCCACACAUACAGUGCAGACUGGAAACAGAGCGGACCCUCCAGUCAUGCAGACUGUGUGUAGUCCGCUGAGCUUUGCGUCAUGGCUUCCUCAGUCCAUACUGGCCUUUGCUGGGACCCUAUGGGAGACUCAUCACCUGUGUGUGCGUGCGUGUGUGUGAGCGUGUGCGUGCGCACGCAUGUGUGUGUGCAUGUGUGCAUCUGUCGUGUUGUUACACUGGCGAGGGAGAAGGAUUGCUGACUGCAAACUCCCAGCUGGGAAAGCACAGCUGAGACUGGACGGAGACAGACAGGCAGCAGCCCUGGCCUGCCAGCACUCUCCAACUCAUACACUCACACACUCACUCCCUCACAACCAAUAAGGCACACACUUUAUGGGCUGAGCUGUGAGCAGUAUUGUGGGUUUGGGACGGAACUGCAGUCUCGUACUCACAUGGAGGAGUGAGCCUUUAGAGAGAAGAAACUUUAUAUAGAGAUUGUCUUGCCGAUUGUAUGUUCCAAUUGUGAAUUUGAGGUGACCGCUGAUGUCCAUCUCAACCCAGCUGAGCAAGCUGAAAUUGUCCAGAUGCUGGCCCACUUCCCUGGUCGUUGGCCAUCCCCCCUCACCUUACCGACACACCGAACCAAUUUCUUCACCGACUCUCCACAGCGCCUCUGAAUGCCCAAUCGUCGGAUUGCUGCAUUUCUCCCUUUACACUAUCCUUCCAUCAGCAGGUAGGAGGUGGGGGGUGGGGGAUACAGUAUGUGACAAGCUGGACAAUGUGUGCCUAUGUAAGCAUGACAAAUGGACAGACAUUCAUAGCCAAAGGCCUCACACACAGUGCCAACAGGCCUCACUCACAUGGUGUGGUAUAGGGGACUUGACAAUGAGUCGGUUUGUGUUCACAGAAAUGGGAGGUGCAAUGCUUUUUUUUUUUUUUUUUAAGUUUGACUCUUUCGAGUGAACUUUGUAUAAUAUCCAAAUGUAUAAUCAUUAACUGUAGUUUUAUCUUUAUACUUUUAACAAAAAAAACGUGUACAAGCGCACCAAACUGUAAGGUUUGUGAAAAGCCCAAAAGAGUUUUUGGGAGAAUUCCUUUUAAAACUUUUUGAUGUAACUAAGUGCUUGGCUGUACAGGGUGAAUGGACAUUCUUCCUGGGUCAUUGGACUUUCUUGUGAAUAGGUCACUCCCUAUAGUACGGUGAAAUUAUGAUCAUGUCUGCAUUGUACGGCUAAUAAGUAUUUCAAAGCUUUUAUAAAGUUCAACAACUGACAAUAUGGAGGUGCUGUGUCUUUCCUUGGAUACGACUUGUGAACUGUAUAAAAAACACAAACGAAAAAUCAGGAAACCGCUUCACUCUGAAGGUUUGUUUUUAGCAUUCUUUGCAUUUUAUUACUAUUUACAACAAGCUCCUGACUGCCAGUGAGAGCUGGUUCAGUACAUGGUCAAUGGGGGUUUUUAAAAUGGAGAUUCAGCAGAACAUUGACACUUGUCAUCACCACUGGGUAACAGGUUCACAACAUGAGUAGAAUGCAGAAUACAAAUACAUUCCGGAAGGGUGGAACUGGCCUGGUCUACUACAAGUGAGUAAGAUUCAAAAGCUGGUUUUGUUCACUCAAGGAAUGAAUUAGAGGUAAACCUGCUAGGAGAAAACAGCAAAGCCACAGUCUCUUGAAUAAUCAAAAGACAAAGAACUUUACUUUGAUCAGAGUAACAGCUGUUUUUUGGGGGUUAAAAAAAAAACAGCUUGAUCACCUUAACACCUUUGUAGCAUACCUCCCUGGUCAGUACAGCGUCCACCAUACAAUAAUUAUACACAUAAUCGUCAGAUGUGGGGAGGGUUGGGUAUGAAACCAGUCGCUUUAGUGUUAUAAUGAUCUGCUUUCCAUCAUAUUAUUUUUGUUUUAAUAACAUUUCAGUCAUGAAAUCCCGGUCUACGGUCCCAAACAUGUUUAAUCCUUCGCCACUUCCAAAAUUGAUUCAGAUUAAGAUUUGGAAGUUUGGCUUUUGUUUACUUGAGGAGGUUGUUGCAGCGAUCAAACACGUAUGACAGUAAACACUCAUGUUCAAUUAUGACAGAUCCGUUGCUUCCUGAGGACAACUUAAAAAAAGUACCAGACCCGUAAUCAAUGAUACAGAUACAUCAGUGUAAAACAUUUUUUUCCCCUCCGCGAUGGUUAAACCUAAACCAGUCCAUGAUUUGACAGUGAAGAGUUUGCCAUCCCAAUUUCCUUCUCCACUCACAACAGCUUUGCUCCAUUUUCCCAAAAUACGAAAGUAAAACAGUAUGUCUGUGAAAGUAACACAGUAUCCAGCUACUUGGCUCCAGUUGUGGUUGCAUUCCUCUCACACACUCACACACACAAGGCCAACUCAAGGAUGGGUGGGGGUCGGCAGUACCAAUGCUUGGUAUGAAGACCUGACGCAACUAGAUUUGGUCUAUGGCUCUCUAUGAACAAGGUGGUAUCCCAACAGCAUGGUUAACCUACUGUACAGGAAGUGAUACACCUGCUAAUAGAUAGCCCGCCCCACAGGUGUCAUUUAACCCAUUUUAGCCUAAGCCCUUUUUGGGAAAGGGCGCCCUCUGCCUAUUAAAACCUAAAUAUCUCAGCCUCCGAAGCACAUAACAACAUGAAAUAAGUUGUAUUUAAAAGCUAGGACCCUCAUUUUGCAUUAGAAUGUGUUCAUUCAGCUCUAACAUACCCCCAUUUAUUAUUUUAAAAAAGCUCAAAUCUCAAGAGCCUGAAUGCAGCGCAUAUGUUGCUCCAGACUAAAAUGGGUUAAGUUAAGGAAAUGAGUACUCCAGGCUCUUCUAUCAGAUGACUUACCACUACCUAAAGGUCAACAUAACCUGAUCUACUACUGAGCCAGCUUCUUGGGAUAUCUCCCUAAUAACAGUAUAUACUCUUUACAGUAUAUCUCUGGGUCUAUGAGGUGUGAUCUGUUGAUUUAAGGAAAAUCAGCUCCUGAGUGCGUCGGUCUCACAUAACUGUUAAUGCUGCCACAAAGCACAGACAAAACCUUGGCUGCGCAUUUGUAUUCAGAAUCAGAGCUCUCCCAAGUCUUUACAUUUUUACACACUGGCCAUCUGUUUUCGCUCAGGUGACACACACACACACACACACACACACACACGCACACGCAUACGCAUACGCAUACACACACACAUGGUCCUCACAGUGGGGCCUGAUCACAAAAGGUUGAGGUCAUAAUGCUUCCCUGUCUGUGUUCAUAAAAGAGACUGUAAAAACGGUUAUCUUGUCAUUUAAAUACCUGUACUAAGAUCCCAGUGGGAAAAACACAAGGUCAAUUUUAACUAAAUAAAUCUGAGUUGAUUGUUGAGUUGAGGUAUUUCACAUGUUGGCUGCUACAGUGUUUGUUGGUUGUGGUGGUUAGCUUCACUGUAACACACAUCAGAUGCCUUCAGAAGUGCUCAGUUAAUGCAAAGUGUUAAAAACAAACAAAAAAUACAAAAACAAAAACCCACACUCAACAGCUCAGGCAGCCAAUUCGAAACAUUUAAAAAAACAGGUCCCUA